GACUCAUGACAAUGUCAAUGAGCUCGUCCGAGAAGUUUUCGUGCAACUUUCUGCUUGGCGCGCAGCAGGAAGCAGGAGCAAUGGCGCAUGAGGAUCCCGCCAACGCCCUGCCAGGCUUGCUGAACGCUGCCUACGAUUCCGAGGAAGACGAAGACUAUGAGGUUGAGGAUUACGAGGAUUUCGCGGCGAUGCUUGGUGUCAACGAGCUGCAUUCCGAUGACGACCUCUCCUUUUUGAGUGACGAGGAUUUGGUGACCGACUCCGAGGAUGACUCGUUGGUCGUGGUGGACUCUUUUGAUUCUGACUCGGAGAUAGGGCAGCCUGCUGGAGGGCUGAAUUUGCUGCUGGCGGAGGCGGGGGACGUAGAACACCAUGGGGUCCACACCUCCGUUCCACACCACCAGUGCUGCGACGCUCUGAGCCUGGCGGACAUAGACAGCGACAGCCUUCUCUUCACAGAGGGGAAGUUUGCCGUUCUUUAUGACCUGGCGGAGCGAGUACUGGUCACUGCAGUGGACUUAGGCUUCAAGCCGUAUAGCAUCGCUCGCCACGAAGACCUUUUUGGAGCCGUGGGCACCCGGGAGCUCAAGAUUUUCCGACUGCGUCCAGACGCCAAAAAGGGCACAGGGGUCAACUUCCAGCAGGUCGCCGAGUUUCGAGUGGGAUCUUGCCAGAUGAACAACGGCGUCAGGUUCGGGCGCUGCGGAAACGAGAUGAAGCUGCUCGUCGCGAGUCAGGACUGCUUCGUGUACGUGUUCAACGUGCCCCGGGCUGGAGCCGCCCGGGCAAACCGACCGGGGGAAGCGGGACCGUCUUCCUCCAGUACUGCGGGCUCCGCAGCAAUCGAUAUGAGAGCCUUUCUGAGUGGCAGCUUGAAAAAGCACUACUCCCCUGCGUACGACCGGCAACCGGGUGCCUAUCGCCGGGAACCACCUUGCUUGCGUGGUCCGGACGGCGCGGAGCUGUGGACGGACGUCAUCGGACGCUUCAGGGCGCCGCUCAACUGCGUGGCCGCCUCGCCGGACGGGAAGCUCCUGGCCGUCGUGGGCGACAGUGCGGGCGUGUGGGUGCUCGACCAGGCGAACAACUACUCCACGGCCAACAUGGCCUCGCUCAGCAUCCACGAAAGGUCGCACCGCAUGUCCGUCAGAGGCUACAGAGGCUGCCAGUACGUCGCCUGGAACAGCCGCUCGGACCUGCUGGCCGCCAGCAGCGACACCGACCACGUGGUGCGCGUGUGGCGCGUUAAGGCGCCCACCGGGCGCAAGCGGGCCGCCACGCGGAACAGCCCCUGUGACGUGGCGGUCGCGGAGGUGGUCGGGACGUACACGCACAACCACCCCUGCUUAGCGCUGCAGUUCUCCCCCAUAGACCCCAAUCUCCUCUUUUACACCGAGUCCCCCACCUCUGCGCCCGCCCACCCCCCCCGCCUGCACGCGGUCGACCUGCGCCGGCCCGUCAACGCAACCCAAGCCGUGCGCGUCACGGACUACGAGUCCACGUGUCCUGCCGCCCAGUUCCGGGGGGGGGGCUGCGGCGAGGGCCACACCGCGGUGCUCCAGUGCAUCAAGGCAGACUGCCCCGGUUACCGGAAGUGGCAGAAGCCGGGGGCCGGGACACCUGCGAACGCGCCCCCCCAGCAGAUGUUCGUGCUGAACCCGGUCAGGAUGAUGUUUGGGCCGGCGCGGCAGCUGCAGGUGACCGGGUUGGCGGUGUCGCGGCGGCACGGCGUGCUGCUCGGGGUGGCCGGGGGGGGCGAGCACGGGACGCGCAACCAGGUGCUGCAGUUCCGGCCGCUGGAGUGGAGCUACGAGCGGCACCGGUUGUUUCCCCCGGGGUUCAAGGAUGCAACGCGUUUCCUCCUUUUGGCUGCGAGCACGUUAUCAGAAGCGGGUUCCGCAUCGGAGGGAAGUCCAUCGGGGUCGUCUUUCAGGUCACUUCCAGAGGACGUCGUGUACAGUAUCAUCGAGAAAGCGGCCAUGCCGCAGAGUGCGUGGGUGGAACAAAGCACACCAGAAGGGCCGCUCUCAUUGGACUAAGACAAACAGUCACAAACAAACUGCCUGUACAUAUGUGAAUACUUCAAGCUGCUUGUGGUGCUUGCAGAUAGGAUGUCAAUCUGCUUAAUACUUGCAGCCGUUUGUGACAGGCCAGCUCAAUGGACGCCCGCACAUGAUUAAGUGUUGGUAGUCAUCAGGACUUGAUCUAGACCGGUUAAGCCACCCUGGCACAUCGUUUACUGAUAUGAUGCGCUUGCAAACGUGCAUGAGUGCGACAGUG
This is a messenger RNA of Klebsormidium nitens, 2280 nucleotides long. The record is from the annotation of a GenBank genome assembly. Lineage: Eukaryota; Viridiplantae; Streptophyta; Klebsormidiophyceae; Klebsormidiales; Klebsormidiaceae.